AUUUUAGAAUAAAAUGGAUUUUGAGUCGAGCUCAAAUUUUGAGCAAAUGUUUUCUUUCAGCACAAAUUUCUCAGACCCUUUAGCGUUUCCAAGCCAGAGUGAGAAAUCCAGAUUCCUGGACAUCCUUGACUCCCCAGAAAACAGCGAUGAUGAGCCUGAACAAGUCGUUGAAGAGCCUAAGAAAGCUGUUAUUAAGCCAAAAGAGCCUGAGGAAUCCAAAUAACAUCGGGUACUUUCCAACAAAAGUUGUAUUAGCGAAGAAUUUGCCUGCCAAAACUACCGAACUUGACCUCCACUCAGCCUGAGAAUCUUUUGGUGUAGUCAAAAAGUGCUUUAUUCUUAUCCAAAUUAAUAAUGCCUUCAUCGAAUUUGAAAAUAAAGAAGCUGCCCAAAAAUGAAUAAACUCUAAUAAUAAUGCCGAUGGUCCGACUAUUAAGGGGGAGAGAAUAAAAUUCUGCUUCACUGGUAGAGAGGAGAUUGUGCUUGAAGGAUCGGAUCAAGAAUUUAAGAAUAACAUCCUUCUCAUUACUAUUACAAAUAUUAUGUUCCAGAUAAACAUUCACACCCUUGCUAGUGUCUUCUCGUAUUAUGGAAAAGUACUACGAGUUGUUAUUUUUCACCGCAUCCAUGGUCUACAGGCCUUAGUAGAAAUGGAGACUAUAGAGCAGGCAGAAGCCUGUUUCAAAAAUCUAAAUAACACGGAUUUGUAUCCAAACGGUAACACUCUAAAAAUCCAGUAUUCCUCACAGACCAAAUUGGAGAUAUCAAAGGACAGUAAAAACUCUAUUGAUUUCACGAAGACACCUUAUCCUUCGGAGAGUGUCCCUUGUCUUAGCUCUGAUAAGUUAAUAACAAAACCCUGAAUUCAGUCAGAAUUUUCCUCUUUAUCAAUUAGCACACCUAUUGAUACAAGGAGUUAUAGCAGCAAUAAUAGCUCGUAUUAUUACCAAAACUCGUAUGGCCACGACCAGAAUUACUAUGCUGGGUACCCCCAGCAUAGCUAUUCAGAGCAUGGGUACCCUGCUUCCCUCCCAUCGAGCAUGUAUUAUCCAGCUAAACCCGAAGGGAAUUCCAUGAAUCAAUACUCACCGAAGCCUACUUCGGUGAAGAAAGACAACAACAUCUUGAUAGCUUCUGGGUUUCCAGAAGAUGUGACGCCAUACAGAAUCUUUCGGUUCUUCUCGCUCUAUGGAAACGUCACCAAAGUGAAGAUAAUGUUCAAGAAAAGAGAUACAGCUCUGAUCCAGUACAUGGACAAUUACCAAGCUAAACUUGCAAAGUUGUACCUGAAUGGAUGCCCGUUCGGUGACAGCUACAUCAAGGUUAAUAAUUCAAAGUCUCAGUACAUAAUAAUGCCAAAGAAGGGGAGCAAUUGUGAGGAGAGCAUGCUUGCUCAAGAUUUCUCACACUCGAAGGAGCAUAGAUAUAAAAUUGCGGGAAGUCGGAAUUUCCAGAACAUUGCUCCACCUUCGAAGGUACUUCACCUCUCAAACUUGCCUAAAGAGAUCGACGAGCCAAAGCUGAAAAAGUUGUUGUCCAAAGUUGCCGAUUUUGAAAAAAUCAAAUUCUUUGACGUUGCUGGCAAGGUGAUGGCCCAUGCUGAGUUCGACUCCAUCAGCACCGCUAUCGAGGUGAUUAUAGAGUUCCACAACUAUAAUAUUGAUGGGAGGUACCUCAAGCUUUCUUUUUCUAAAAAUGUGUCAGAUAAUUUACAACAGUAAAGCCAAAAGAGAGUACCAGAAUCAACAAAAUUUCCCUCUUUAAAUUAUCUUAUGCAUUGAUUUCA
Messenger RNA from Moneuplotes crassus, 1786 nucleotides. NCBI's taxonomy places the organism in Eukaryota, Ciliophora, Spirotrichea, Euplotida, Euplotidae. The record is from the annotation of a GenBank genome assembly.